This is a messenger RNA of Hevea brasiliensis (rubber tree), 4361 nucleotides long. RefSeq lists its product as uncharacterized. The record is from RefSeq and is a predicted model, not a curated record. The coding region runs from base 164 to 1339 and encodes 391 amino acids. The transcript has 5 exons. NCBI's taxonomy places the organism in Eukaryota, Viridiplantae, Streptophyta, Magnoliopsida, Malpighiales, Euphorbiaceae.
CGAUCGUUAUAAACCCUGACUGGUAUUCCAUAUAAAAACAUCAUGAUCAGUUGCCCUCUAAUCAAACUCUCAGAUUUUGAAGAAACCUAAUUCCGACUAGAAGAAAAUCAAAAAGCCAUAGAAAAGUUUGGUGAUUCCUGACUGUGCUUUAAUCAUAGCAAUCAUGAGAUUCAAGAAGGGUAGUAAGGUGGAGGUUUUUAGCAAAAAGGAGGUCUCUACUGGUGCUUGGCUUUGUGCUGAAGUGAUUUCUGGGAAUGGGCACACAUAUAGCGUGAAAUAUGGUUGGUUUCCAUUGAUUGACAAAGCAGUUGUGGAAAGGGUGCCUAGGAAGGCAAUUAGGCCCUGUCCACCCCCUGUGCAAGGGGUUGAUUGGGUUUCUGGUGAUCUUGUUGAGGCUUUUCAGAACCUUUCUUGGAAAACAGCAAGGAUAGUGAAGGUUAUGGGCGAGAACAACUUUUUGGUUAGAAUACUUGGAAUGUCUGAAGUUUUGCAGGUCCAUAAAUCUCAUUUAAGGGUUCGACAGUGCUGGCAAGAUGGUAAAUGGAUUGUGGUUGGAAAGGUUUUGGAGAUUUGUCGCAUGUCUAUGGGCAAAAAGAAGCCAAAUAAUCAAUAUGUUAGAGAUGAUUGUCCUGUGGAGAAAAGUAUUGUAAUUCAAAAGUCUCAUAUGGUUUCAACGAGAACAUUGAAGAGAGGAUCACCACUUAGCUUGUAUGAUCUUGAAGCUCAUCCAGUAACUGCUCAAAAGAAGAGACUGAUUGAAAAAGAUGGUAGCCAUCAUCGAAAUUGUUCAGUGCAUCCAUCUACAACUCUUGAAAAGGUAGAUGCAGUUGUUUAUCCAAAUGCAAUAUUGGGUAAAAAUAAUGUUCUCUCUUCCUUUAAUGUUGGAACAGCUGAGUAUUCUAAAAUGGAUAAAAAUAGGGGGAAUGAUAGUUUUCUUGUCGAGUCCUCAAUAUCUGUGCAUGCUGAUAGUUGUGCAUCCUCUGUUGGUAGUUGUAGUGCUAUGGGCAAUGAUUCUCGAAACUUGCCUUUUAGGUUUUCUACACUGCAUUCUAACCAUAUAGAGGAUUGCUGUAGUGAUGCUGAAUCAUCUUCUGGAGUGGAUUAUGAGAAAGAAAGAUGUUCAUUUUCUUCAGAUGAGCAAUCGGGAGUAGAAUUCCAUAGGUCAGAAUUACAUACAUAUUGUUCUGCUAUUGAGGAAUUAUAUGCUUUGGGGCCUUUAAGUUGGGAAGAUGAAGCAAAAUUGACAAAUCUACGUCACAUGUUUCAUAUUUCAGAUGAUGAGCAUUUGAUGGUGCUGAGAAAUUUGAUACCUUCUAAUAGUAUGCUUCUUGUCAGCUGACUUGAUUUAGUCUCUUUUUUUCUUCUCCUUGGUAUAUUUUUCAUUAUUGAUGUCAAGAUGUUGUAAAGGACUAGAUGGCAUGAAAGAAAUGUAUAAUCUAGACUUUGUUUUUCUUUUGAUUUAACAAGUUACCACAGUUUAUUUCUAUUUUUUCACUAAAUUUUUCUUUUUGUUCAAUUGGCUGAAUGUGUAUUUAAUUUCUGCAACAUGAAUCACAAUAGUCAUUUGAAGUUGUUCUACUGUUUAUUUGUGUAUUUGGAAUUUUCUACUUGCUCAGUUCAUUUAACUUGCAUUGUGGAGCAGUUUGUCAAAUAGAUUUUAAAUAAAUUUCCAGUUACGUAUAAAAGGUAAUCUUUUGCCAAAUUGGUAAUUAUCAAAAAACCUCAAUGGAAUGAGAUAGAAAUAUUUAAUCUUUUUUCCAAAUGUCAAAAUGCAUGUCCUUUGCAAGUCCUACAAAGCUUUAUAUGAGGUUAAACAUUUGUGAAUUCCAUUGCAUGUGUUGUUUUUGAUAUUUAAGAACUGGAAUUGUCAGGAUUUGCCACAUUUAUUAAAUAUUUAUUUAUUUCGCUUUUGACAUGAUCAUUCUAUGGGAUUUUCCAUCAAACCUUUUUCAUAUCCCCUGUAAUGUAUGAUGUCUAGCAGCAUGGAGUUUAAGGUGAUGAAUAUGCUGAUGCUUCACCUGUGCAUAUCAUGGCCAAUAUUGGAGGCAUGCUUGUUUCUAGAGGCCUCAAGGUGAUGGGUACUUCAUAGAGUUGCCCUCAUAUUGGGUGUGGACUUUGGGGCAGCAUCUGCACUUGAUUUCCCACAGAAACUUGUGACUGGCUGCCCUGGCCAUUGUAAUAGAAGAAAAAAGGAUACUCACCAUUUGACAUGAGGUUAUACUUCUGGCAUUUGGAUACGGGAGAAGUAUUUUUCAGACAAUCAACAUGUCUGAAUUUCUUGUAAGUUGAUUGGUAAAGCUAUUAUUUCAUUCAAACUGAACCUAAAGUUUAAUGUCUGCUUAUGCUUUACCAUUCUAUUGCCAUUUUGCUGGGACCAACGUUGAGAUCCAAUGUGAGAAUUAGUAAUUUACAGCUUCUUGUAUUGGUCAUUUAUCAUCGGCACUUUUGAUCUUAUGCCCUGAGGAGACUUGAUCUUUCAACCUUUCUAAGUAAAUUUGGUUGCAGAUCUAGUGUCUUAUAAUAUCAUAAAUGAAGUUUUUUUACAAGAAGAAAGAGAUAACUAUUAACUAUCAUGCAUUAUAUUUGAUAUUUUCCAAUCAAAAUCAUGCAAUAAUUGAAUAAAUUCAAUGUUUAUUGAUGUAGCCUUUUUGUAUCGCGUGAUGAAUCAUAAUUUGGUGAAUUUUAGUCUUUUUAGUUCCUAGGAUUUUUCAGCAAAAAAAAAAAAAAAUCCUAGGAUUUUGGAGUUUAUAUUUACAUAUUUUUAGAACUGAUGAAAUUUAUUGUCACAAACUUAUUGAGGAAGGUCUGUUCAGGCUUGAGUAUGGCAUUUGGUUACGGGUUACCUACCUUAAUUAGUAAAGCGGUAGUAACCAAACUGAGGUAAUACAAGACAUGAUUAAGAUUCCAUAACAUCAUAUCAUAUUCUUUAUUGCCAUUGAUAUAGCUCGCCCGAAACUGGAGACUAAGUGGGUUGGGUGCUGGGCAGCCCGAUUUGAGGGCAGCAAUCCAAACCCCAGCUCAUCCGGAACUUGGUGAUUGACAAAGAGCCCUUUGCUUAUGCUCGGCGCUUGCACGUCUAGCUUGGAUUCGGAACAACACGAGGAUCUCGGACAGAGAGAUCCAUGGCUGAAAUCACGGUACUGUGUGAUACGUUUGGGAUUGAUUGCUAAAUUACCAUAAUAUUGCCAACAGCUAUAACUAAGCAAGAACGAAAAGGUAAUGGCAGCUAAGCAAGGUAUGUUUUAACAUGUAUCAACAAAUCUCCAUUCAACGAUUCCUAAUCUUCAAUCUCUAUCAUUCUUUAAUUUAAGUGUCGGAUUGCCUGCCAUUAGGCCGCUGCCUCACUGUUUCUCUUGCAGAAUAUAGGUUAUCUAGCAUGGGUGACCUGAGGAUUAAUGGUAGCAUCAGCCAUGAUUAAUUUUAUGUUUUUUUACUAUGAAUUUAUUUGGGGUGUGUGUAUAUAUAUAUAUGGAGAGAACUUUCUUGGCUUUUUGCUGUCAAAACCCCUUAUUCGAAACAAAAACCUAAAAAGCAAAAACAGAAUUCAAUCAUUGGUUGCUCUUGGUUCAUUAUUGAUAAGCAAAAUCUUACCCGUUACAGUUAUCCGUUAGAACUUCAUCAUCAUUGUAUGAAAGUCGUUCCACAAGUCAAUUUCAAAGAGUUAUAUUUACAAGUCAUUUUUAAACAGUUAUUUCUACAAGUCAAAUUUGUCAUUUAAUGGUCCUCGUAUAACUGAAGUUGUGUGUGUGUGGACUGGGAGAUAGGAAAGCGUUCUGAUGAAUUUAUUAAUCUUUGUGAAUCAUUGACCAUUUGUGUUGUCCAAAUAUCCGUGGAGGUGUGGGGGAUGCAAGUGUAGGACGAGUGAGCAUCGUAAACAGUGGCGACAGCAUGUCAAGAGAAUCUCUAAUUAGGCGAAGGCCGCAGUUCUGCAGGGCUUCAUCCGUGCUUCGGGACAUCACAAAUAUCAACCAACACCUUGAACCAAAGGAGUUGAUUCAGGCAAAAGCCUGGUGAGAAAGCACCACCUGAUGCUAGCAAUCAAAUAGAAACUAACAAAAGGGGAGAAUUGAAACCGUAUCAUCUCCUUGAGCUUCUACGGAUGAGAGUAACAGGAGGAAAUAAUACAGCCGACUGACGAUACUCUUCCGACAAAAAUAAUAGAAGGAUGGUGAGUGCUCAUUCUGCCAAGGUUACUUAACGUUGGAGUUAAACGUAUUUAAGCCCUGGGCAAUUUACAAAUUGUAACCUUGGUGAAGUUGGCGGUAUGCCUUUCCUUGAAUCUCCAAUUUUCUUUUUAUGUAAAAAAAUUUUUUUUAGUAACAAAUUAGAACUAAUUAAAAAAAUAUGAUUUUUUUGUCUAA